Messenger RNA from Drosophila busckii, 1499 nucleotides. RefSeq names its product proteasome activator complex subunit 3 (gene REG). Gene Ontology annotation, molecular function: endopeptidase activator activity. The coding region runs from base 285 to 1037 and encodes 250 amino acids. The record is from RefSeq and is a predicted model, not a curated record. NCBI's taxonomy places the organism in Eukaryota, Metazoa, Arthropoda, Insecta, Diptera, Drosophilidae. The transcript has 3 exons. Gene Ontology annotation, biological process: regulation of proteasomal protein catabolic process; regulation of G1/S transition of mitotic cell cycle; positive regulation of endopeptidase activity. Gene Ontology annotation, cellular component: nucleoplasm; cytoplasm; proteasome activator complex.
ACUCAUUCCAGAGAACUCAGAAAUGGCCCUGCCAACUUGUUUAUAGAUUACAAGCGUGGAGUUUCGUUGACGGGCCGCAUCAAAAGCAUUCUAAACCUUUUCGGUAAACACGGCGUAUCCUAAAUUUUAGGUGUAUCAAAAAACGAGGACGUGUGAGAGAGCAGCAAAAGCACGCGCUACAAUUGCAAAUUAGUCAAACCGGUGGAAUCUGAGAAGGUGGUGCUGUGUAUUGGUAUUUGUUAUUGUUGUGAAAUUCAAGUAACCGACAGAAGCUGACAAAGACAAUGCCGAAAGAUACAAUAGCCAAGGUGCAGGAGUAUAAGGACUCGCUGAUCACCAAAGCCGAGACGCUGAUUACAAAAGGCUUCCCCGAGAAAAUUGUAGAGCUUAAUGAGCUGCUCUCUACACCCAUGUUUAAUGAGCGCAACUUCUGUGAAGUACACCAGGAUCUGAACAUUCCGGUGCUACCGCCCAUGUUGGCAAACCAUAACGAUGGCGGCGAUGUGCACGCCGGUGAUGACCGCCCAGUCACAAAGCGUCCACGCAAAGAUGACGUUGUCUUUGGCUCAGCUGUGAUGGGUUUGCCUAAUGGAACAGUACCUUGCAACAAGCCCAUUUGCGAAAUGAUUUUGGUCGUAAAGCCAAUCAUACGCAAACUGGUGGAAGAUUCGAACCUACUUAAAAUGUGGAUUUCAUUCAUGAUACCCAAAAUUGAGGAUGGCAACAACUUUGGUGUUUCGAUUCAGGAGGAUACGCUGGCCGAAAUCCAGACUGUUGAAUCUGAAGCAGCGGCUUUCUUUGAUCAGAUUUCACGCUAUUUUCUGUCGCGCGCCAAGGUUGUUUCAAAGGUCGCCAAGUAUCCACACAUUGAUGAUUACCGUCGUGCCGUUGUCGAGCUGGAUGAAAAGGAAUACCUCAGUCUGUGGCUGGUUGUGUGCGAGGUCCGCAAUCGUUACUCUUCGCUCCACGACAUAGUUAUUAAGAAUCUGGAAAAGCUUAAAAAACCGCGCUCAUCUAACGCCGAGAGCUUAUACUAAAUUCGCCAAUUUGUUUAUUUUUCAACAUUUGCUUAAAUCUGCACCAAUUAAAACAACAACCAUUCACAAACAUAAAUACACACACACACUCACACACCCAUGCAUACACCACUUCCUAUAGACCUUAAAAUACACUCCAAUCUUCCAAAUUGAUGGAAGCACUCGAAAUUUUCCUUUCAUAUGAUUUGUUGUUCAGAAAAAAAACAUAAUAAUAAAUAAAUUAAGUCCAGUGACGGCGUACAAAUAGCGGACAGAUCUUAAGGACAGUUUUUAUAUAUGUAAUUUAUAACAUUUGAAUAUAUAGUUUAUAAUCGUUGAGCAUCGAUACUAACUAUAGAUUCAAAUAAAUAUCUUUAGCUAUGCACAUUUAAAAAAGUAAAUACACUUACGCCUUACAGUUACAAAUGUAAACGUAAAUAAACAAAAUGCAAAUUGAAGUCGAACUGAGAUCUGCAGCAAAGC